CCAGUCGCGCGCCACGCACGGGGGGCCACGCACGCCCUCUUGCCGGCGCACGCGCACCACGCCCCGCUCGCGCUCCCAUCUCUGCAGAAGCCUUUUUCCUGGCAUAAUUGCUUGUUCCCACCAUGGCGGAGAUGGCAGAGCUUUGCGAGCUGUACGAAGAAAGCAACGAGCUGCAGAUGGACGUGCUGCCCGGCGGCGAGGGCGAUAUGGAGGUAGGCCGCGGGGCCCGCGGGCCGGCCCCGGAGGAGGGCCCCAUGGAGGAGGAGGCCGCGCCGCUCGCCGCGCGCGCCCAGCGCGGCCUGUUCCCCGAGGCUGGCGCGGAGCUGGAGGGCGACGAGUUUGACGACUGGGAGGACGACUACGAAUUCCCGGAGGAGGAGCGCUGGAGCGGCGCGAUGCACCGGGUGUCCGCCGCGCUGGAGGAAGCCAACAAGGUGUUCCUGAGAACGGCGCGAGCCGGCGAUGCCCUGGAUGGCGGGUUUCAGGCUCGGUGCGAGAAGAGCCCUUUCGACCAGCUAGCUUUUAUCGAAGAGCUGUUUUCGCUGAUGGUUGUCAAUCGACUGACCGAAGAGCUCGGUUGUGAUGAGAUCAUUGAUCGAGAGUAAAUGCUGACGAAAGAGGAGGAAACUACCUGAGAGGGAGAGAUUCAACAUUUUGCUAUUCUGGGGGCUCAUUCCAAAUAGUUCUGUGCAAAAAAAACA
Acomys russatus (golden spiny mouse) is the source of this 701-nucleotide messenger RNA. RefSeq names its product EP300 interacting inhibitor of differentiation 1 (gene Eid1). Gene Ontology annotation, cellular component: nucleoplasm. Lineage: Eukaryota; Metazoa; Chordata; Mammalia; Rodentia; Muridae. The transcript has a single exon. Gene Ontology annotation, molecular function: transcription corepressor activity. The record is from RefSeq and is a predicted model, not a curated record. The coding region runs from base 123 to 605 and encodes 160 amino acids. Gene Ontology annotation, biological process: negative regulation of DNA-templated transcription.